Messenger RNA from Solanum stenotomum, 1227 nucleotides. Its product is annotated as protein DOWNY MILDEW RESISTANCE 6-like. The transcript is spliced from 4 exons. The coding region runs from base 298 to 1038 and encodes 246 amino acids. Lineage: Eukaryota; Viridiplantae; Streptophyta; Magnoliopsida; Solanales; Solanaceae. The record is from RefSeq and is a predicted model, not a curated record.
GGUGUAAAGUACCUAGUUGAAAAUUCGAAGGACAUGAAAAUGGUGCCUUUGGAGUUUGUUUUGCCAAUUCCAGAAGGUGAAAGGCCAUCAUUGGCCAUCGAUGGUUCCAUUCCAAUUAUAGAUUUGGGUGGACUCAAUGGACCUGAUGAACAAAGACUAUCAACUAUACAUGCCAUUAGUUCUGCUUGUGCUCAAUGGGGAUUCUUUAGGGUGACUAAUCAUGGUAUAGAAGUGUCCCUGAUUGAUGAAAUGUUACGAGUGGUAGAAGAAUUUUUCAACCUUCCAUUGGAAUAGAAAAUGAGAUAUUGUUCAGAAAAUGUGAUGGAUCCAGUAAGAUAUGGAACAAGCUUGAACACUACCAAAAAGCAUAACCUCCAUUGGAGGGACUUUCUCAGGCACUAUGCAGGUCCACUUCCAAAAAGCUAUCACCUUUGGCCAGAUAAUCCUCCUACCUACAAGCAAGUUGCAAAGGAGUACUUAAAGGAAGUUUGGCAACUUAAGAUAAAAAUGUUUAGAGCAAUAUCAGAAGGAUUAGGGCUUGAUCCAGAUUAUAUAGAAAGGUCACUUGGAGUUGAAGGAACUCAAAUGAUAGCUUCAAAUUAUUAUCCAGCAUGUCCUGAGCCAAACAAGACAUUGGGACUUGCUCCACAUUCAGAUCAUGGUGGUCUCACUAUUUUGAUGGACAAUGGCAUUCCUGGCUUGCAAAUUAAACGCAAUCAAACAUGGUACUCUGUCCCCAGUAUCCCUGGCACUUUUGUUGUCAAUCUAGGAGAUUAUUUGGAGAUACUGAGUAACGGGAAGUACAAGAGCAUAGAGCAUCGAGGAGUAGUCAAUACAGAGGCGGCACGUAUCUCUGUAGGAGUGGGUCAUGGCCCAGCAAUGGACGCAAUAGUUCAGCCUGCAAGCCCACUUAUCAAAGAAAAGAGUGAAAGUGCGUUUCGGCCCAUUGUUUACAAGGACUAUAUUAAAGCCCAACAAACUACUGUUAAGAGAGGGAAGAGUGCGUUGCAUGAGAUAAUGACUUCUUCCGACAACUAGAAUCGGAGCUAGAAAUCUGGGUAUGAAUUAAAUCGUAUUUAAUAAAUCUUUUUAGUGAACUUUUAGUUUGUCUAAACGUUGGAUUUCAUAAUUUUGCAAGCCCUUCCUGAAAUUCCUUUAGAGCCGGUUGAAUAAUCUUUAUGGAUUCUGUCAUUUAAUUGAACUUGCCAAUAAAAUUUGUUGUAAGAC